UGGGUUCUUGAAGCCAGCGGUACUUCCUAUUUGGAACGCGAUUCCUCAUACCAGUUCUCUUAUAUAUUCAAUGGUUUUAAACGACAUAUCCACACUACUUGCUUACUUAAUUUACAGUUGUUUGUAGUAUUUUUCAUGGUUUAAAUCUUCCAUAAUAAUAAACUAAAAGCCUGCAUGGAGUUUUUAAUGUUUUGUUUGGAGGUUUUUGUUUUUGCACAGUCUAAAGAUUUCGUUUGCAGUCUUUGAUCCUUGCCGUAAAGUAUCGAAAGGACAGUGAUUCAGUUGAUUUUUUGCAAGUUUUUUUUAUUUUUCCAGACUUGACCAGUUGUGAAUAGCUAGUGGGCUGAUCAGUGUGUGUCUUUUAAAGUCAGCGAAAUGAUUGAGGAAGUGAAUCUCAGUGUGAGGUCUAGAUGAGUUCCCCUUCUCCCCAUUGUUGAGUGUAAUGUAGGCCAGUACCAGCCCAUGGUACAGUACGCCUUGUGUCUUUUGCAGCUGCAGGGAGCCUUGUAAAACAAUGAGCCAUUGCCUGUCCACAGCAGCUCCUUAGGAUCAGCCCUCAGUUCAAGUUGAACUGUUAUUACUCUGUGAAGCUAUUCAUCACUGUGUGCAAGCAGCGGACAGAGGACUGAGCAGCCUUGUGAUAUGUGGUCCGUAUAUGUAGACGAAAGAUGAUGAAUCCAUAAUGGAGUUUGGUGUUGAUGAGGGAAGCAGAGCCAAUAGGAAAGUUGUUGUUGGUCAUCGACCCUGUCCAAGCAAUGAGGAGAUCAUCCCACCAAAGUUCUGUGACAACAGGAUCGUGUCUUCCAAGUAUACAGUCUGGAACUUCUUACCAAAGAACCUGUUUGAACAGUUUAGAAGAAUUGCCAAUUUCUACUUCCUUAUCAUCUUCCUGGUGCAGGUGAUAGUGGACACCCCCACCAGCCCAGUCACCAGUGGCCUACCUUUAUUUUUUGUGAUUACAGUAACUGCUAUCAAGCAGGGAUAUGAAGACUGGCUGCGGCACAAGGCUGACAAUGAGGUGAAUAAGUAUAAAGUGACAGUGCUAGAGGACGGCAAGGCGAUACAAAGCGAGAGUGAGAAGAUCAAGGUGGGAGACAUUGUAAAGGUAGAAGAAAACGAGACCUUUCCCUGUGAUUUAAUACUCCUGCAAUCUCAUCGAGAUGACGGCACGUGUUUUGUGACCACAGCAAGUCUGGAUGGAGAGUCCAACCAUAAAACUCAUUACACAGUGCCAAACAUUGGGAGUGAUCUGGAAUCUCUCACUGCCACCAUUGAGUGUGAACAGCCACAGUCUGACCUUUACAAGUUUGUGGGCCGCAUGGACAUCUACAAAGACAGCCAGGAGCCCAUAUUCAGGUCUUUAGGUCCGGAAAACCUUCUGCUGAAAGGAGCGACUUUAAAGAACACAAAAGUGAUAUAUGGCGUUGCGGUUUACACUGGCAUGGAGACAAAAAUGGCUCUCAACUAUCAGGGCAAAUCUCAGAAACGAUCUGCUGUGGAGAAGUCCAUCAAUGCCUUCCUUCUAAUCUACCUUUUCAUAUUGGUGAGCAAGGCCCUUGUGUGCACUACGCUGAAGUAUGUGUGGCAGAGCAAGCCGGGACAGGAUGAGCCAUGGUACAACGAGAAAACCCAAAGAGAGAAGGACACCAAUCUGUACCUAAAAAUGUUCACCGACUUCCUGUCCUUCAUGGUGCUCUUCAACUUUAUCAUUCCGGUGUCCAUGUACGUCACAGUUGAGAUGCAGAAGUUUUUGGGAUCCUUUUUCAUCGCAUGGGACAAAGAUUUCUUCGACCCUGAAAUCAAAGAGGGGGCACUGGUCAACACUUCAGACCUGAACGAAGAGCUGGGACAGGUGGAGUAUGUCUUCACAGACAAGACAGGGACGCUCACUCAGAACAACAUGGAGUUCAUAGAAUGCUGCAUCGACGGUUUUCAGUACAAGCACCGGGAUGCUCGCGAUGAGCUGGACGGGUUCUGUGACACAGAUGGACCUGUGAACAAAGUGCAGCAGAAAGCUGGCAGGGAGAAGGAGGAGCUUUUUCUGCGUGCCCUGUGUCUGUGCCACACAGUCCAGGUGAAGGAGUCAGCGGAGCAGGAUGGACUGACGGACCAGGUGGAUGGUUCAAUACUGGAUGAAACUCCAUCACCAGAGGAGAGGGGUUUUAUAGCUUCCUCGCCGGAUGAGAUUGCUCUCGUCAAAGGUGCCAUGAGGUAUGGCUUCACAUUUUUGGGGCUUGAAAGUAAAACACUGAAAAUCCUCAACAGGAGUAAAGAAGUGGAAAUGUACGAACUGCUUCACGUGCUCAACUUUGAUCCAGUAAGGAGGCGAAUGAGUGUAAUAGUUAGAAAUGGAUCAGGUGAGCCUAAAAUUGAUGUUUUCUACUUUUUUUUGUUGUUUUUUUUCUCUGUCUGUGACUUUUUGUUUUAUUUUUCAGGUGAAACAGUUCUUUACUGCAAGGGAGCAGAUUCAUCCAUCUUCCCUCGAGUCAAGCGGGAGGAGGUUGAAAGGAUACGCUUGCAUGUGGAGCGGAAUGCAACAGAGGGGUAUCGCACACUGUGUGUCGCCUACAAACGUCUAAGCCCAGAGGAGUAUGCCCAGGUGGACGAAGACCUGAAGGAAGCUAGACUGGCUCUGCAGGACAGAGAGGAGAAGCUUACGGCUGUUUACAACCAAGUGGAGACAGAAAUGGACCUGAUUGGAGCUACUGCUGUAGAAGAUCGGCUCCAAGAGGAGGCAGCUGAGACGAUGGAAGCUCUGCAGGGAGCAGGAAUAAAAGUUUGGGUCCUGACUGGGGACAAGAUGGAGACGGCCAAGUCCACUUGCUAUGCUUGUAGGUUGUUCCAGAGGAACACGGAGCUGUUGGAGCUAACUUUGCGAACCCUGGAGGCUAGAGGGCGAAGUCGCGAGGAGCGACUCCAUGAGCUGUUGCUGGAGUAUCACAAGAAAGCCGUACAGGAUGCACCACCAGUAAAAGCAGGCAUCACCAGGAGUUGGUCUGGGGCCAACCACGAUUAUGGCUUCAUCAUAGAUGGAGCUUCUUUAUCUCUGAUGCUCAGCUCGUCGUCUGAAUCCAAACCCAGUCUCUACGAGAGCCUAUUCCUGCAGAUCUGUCAGAAUUGCACGGCUGUGCUCUGCUGCCGCAUGGCUCCCCUUCAGAAAGCUCAGAUUGUUAAAAUGGUGAAGAACUCUAAAGGAAGCCCAAUCACUCUCUCCAUUGGAGAUGGAGCCAAUGAUGUCAGCAUGAUUUUGGAGGCUCACGUUGGGAUUGGUAUCAAGGGGAAGGAAGGUCGACAGGCGGUGAGAAACAGCGACUACGCCAUCCCCAAACUCAAACACCUCAAAAAGCUCCUGUUGGCUCAUGGACAUCUCUACUAUGUCCGUAUAGCUCACCUAGUGCAGUAUUUCUUCUACAAGAAUCUCUGCUUCAUCCUUCCACAGUUUUUAUACCAGUUCUUCUGUGGGUAUUCUCAACAACCCCUGUAUGAUGCGGCCUAUCUGACCAUGUACAACAUCUGCUUCACCUCUAUGCCCAUCCUGGCUUACAGCCUGCUGGAGCAGCACAUUGGCAUUGAGGAUCUUCUGGAUAAUGCCACCCUCUACAGAGAUGUUGCAAAGAACGCCAUGCUGCAGUGGUUGCCGUUCCUGUACUGGACCUUACUUGGAGUCUUCCAGGGCUUGCUGUUCUUCUUUGGUGUUCGGUAUUUGUUCAGCAACCCAGCCCUGCAGGAUAAUGGCCAGGUCUUUGGGAACUGGUCGUACGGGACUAUUGUGUUCACGGUUCUUGUGUUCACUGUAACUCUAAAGCUGGCUAUGGACACUCGACACUGGACUUGGAUCAACCACUUUGUAAUCUGGGGCUCCUUAGCUUUCUACGUGUUUUUCAGCUUCUUUUGGGGAGGAAUCAUAUGGCCUUUCAUCAGACAUCAGCGGUUGUACUUUGUGUUUGCCAACAUGCUGGGCUCCGUGUCAGCCUGGCUGGUCAUCAUCUUGCUCAUCCUGCUCAGCCUACUGCCAGAGAUUCUGCUUGCAGUGUUCCGCAAAAACCACGGAUCCCACGCUCGUCAGAAGAAGCUGGUUGAGUCGAGCGGCGGGGGCCUCGAGUUUCCUGGGUCUUCAGCCAGGCCCCUGCUCAUGAGAACCUUUUCUGAUGAGUCCCAUACUGUCACUUAAACAGCUGUCAGUGGCUGGCCUCCAACAAUUAUCCAGACAUCAACGGUUACACCGCUUACCUACAAGCACCUAAGUGAGCAUGACCGCCAGUCUGGACCCAACGGGCAACAUUAAAGUGGUUCAGGCCUCAGCUCUUCUGACAGUGGGGCUGAAGUGGACACACAACAGCAGAAAACUCCAAUGCUUUCAUGGAGGAGGUCUAAAUCCAGUCCACCCAUCUGUGCCCCACGCCCCUCCUCAAGCAUGCCUGCAGGGCAGUGCCGUGUUAUUUUAAAUGGCAAAAAUGACAGGCAUGAGUUUUCUUCAUUUGAAUAUUGGCCUCCAGAUGAAUGCGUACGGCGUGUUGGCUGCCUUCUCAGUAGCUCUCAACAACAGUUUCAACAGGCCGGUAUGUUUCACUUCAGGAGCGGCUGAUCUGCAUGAAGGAAGGAUCACAAAAUCACCUCACUCUUUGCUUUCUUCAAGCUUUUAUUUUCCUAUCUAUGACUAUAUUUAAGAAGUUAUUCUGCUUUUCAUUUUUUUUAAAUAUUUAUUUUAGAGAAGAAAUCAUCCACAGAUUUGAAUCAUCCGAGAUGAAUAUAGCUGAUUGGGAUGUCAGUCCUGCUCAAAGCAGACGGAUGAGGUUUAUAGAUGUUUAUCAUUCUUAAUGUUUUAUGAAGGUGCAAUCUAUAGUUAGCUAAGAGAGGUUAUUGAAGGCCAGGAAACCAGAAAAUCCCUAAAAAAGAGAAGUAUUUGUGUAAGAGUGAGCGAGUCUGCAAGCUUAUUCCAAGAAUGAGCCAAUUCUUCCAAUCUCAGAGUCAAAUGAAUGAAUAUAUGUGCUGUGUUGUACGUAAAUUAGAUGUAUAUUAGUAUCGGAGUAAAGCCAAAAAUAGAAAACGAAUACAGUGCAAUCGGAGUGCGUCCACACCAGUGUGUUGCUGAUGCUGCGGGUGAAAACAGACGUGUGGGGAAGCAGAAUUACUUGAACUUGUUGACAGAGUAUAGACAGAAUCUGCACCAUCAAAGAUUUCUUUGUUGUUGCCAUGAUUAGAAAAUCACUUUCAUAUUUGCUUGAAACCACAUUAGAGCAUAAAAAAGGUCACACAAAAAUCAGACCAUUCCCACUGUCCACAUCUGCACACAUCUGCACCAACCCCCAUUUUAAUGCUCAUUAUUUUAUACGCUCGUGAUGACAUUUUAAGUAAACCACUUUUAGAUUUGCAGGAGCAGCUUUGCUGAAACCACUGUGAAUCUCCAAUAGAAUGACUGGACUGUUUGGCACUUUUGGUUCCUUUACGUAGUCCUUCAUACAUUCCAUUUAAAUUCUUCUGAAUACAGCUUUGAAAUACUUAUUUUUUUUCCUCAGACAUUUUCUGUUGAGCUUAUAUUUAAACUAUUUUUACUCUCACGUGUUACAUUUUUAUUGUUGUAUUUUUUUGGUCCUGUGAAGAACGUAGAGCUUUUUGCAUUCUGGGCUGGCCUGCUGCUCCAGACGUGAGCCUCAGCCAACAGUUUAGUUGUUGACAAAGACAGGCAGCCCAUUUUUGCAGCACAUUCCCAGCGUCAAAGAUCAACUUCAGGAACCAGUUCAUGUUCUCAUUUAAACAGGAUGUUCCAGAUCAUAAUGUUACUCAUUCUUCGUGUUUGUGUCUUGAGCUGUUACACAUUCUGGCUGUUACCACUUCAUUGUUACAAAAACUCACUUUGUUUGUUUUUUUAUUUUUUAACUGCAUGUGUCCUAUCGAGGUAAUUUAGGUGUAAAAUGUAUUAAAAAUGUUUGUCUUCAUAAUUUUCUGUCAAGCCAAAUUCUUGUCUGAGGCAGUUUUUCCUCUCUGCACUGUAACGGAGAUACUGCAGGUCAAAGGUCACGCGGACAGAGGCUGCCUGCUUUGUUACGAACCUUUAAGUGAUAUCAGAAAUGCUAUUUUCAGAGCUUAAAAAUAUGUUUAAAUCUAAUGUUUUGCUUGUCCUAAUGACGCGUUAUAACGAAUGCAUUGUAUUUUUAAUGCUACAUUUUUCCAGCCACUUUUGUAAUAAAACAAAAUAAAGCAAAAAAUGAAUAACAGCAAGAGGCUCACUGGUCGUGGGGCUGUCUUUACCUUCAGGCAUCCCACAAAGGGGACAUUUUGCUCCCUGACUCCCUCUGAUCUUUUGAGUCUCCAGCUUCAACACUCCAAACCUCCAAGCUGAAUGUACUUCUUUAAGACAAAUGUAUUCAAACAUGAACGUUUUCUGUAAUAAAGCAGAAUGUUUUGAAGAAAAAAAA
Molecule: messenger RNA, 6416 nt
Organism: Oryzias melastigma (Indian medaka)
Lineage: Eukaryota; Metazoa; Chordata; Actinopteri; Beloniformes; Adrianichthyidae
Gene: atp11c
Product: ATPase phospholipid transporting 11C
Exons: 30
Coding region: 683-4171 (1162 amino acids)
Biological process (GO): phospholipid translocation
Cellular component (GO): trans-Golgi network; plasma membrane; endoplasmic reticulum
Molecular function (GO): ATP binding; magnesium ion binding; ATPase-coupled intramembrane lipid carrier activity
Source: RefSeq, a predicted model, not a curated record